Molecule: messenger RNA, 3173 nt
Organism: Pristis pectinata (smalltooth sawfish)
Lineage: Eukaryota; Metazoa; Chordata; Chondrichthyes; Rhinopristiformes; Pristidae
Gene: keap1b
Product: kelch-like ECH-associated protein 1b
Exons: 7
Coding region: 566-2326 (586 amino acids)
Molecular function (GO): protein binding
Source: RefSeq, a predicted model, not a curated record
CCGACUUUUUCCCGGAGUUCCGCUCCCAGGAACAGGCCGAGCUAAACCAACAAAAACUUCCCUUCUCCAUAUUGGCGUUUACAUAGCCGCGCCUCCUGACCAAGCCCGAGAUUGAGAGAGGGGAGCGGCCUUCAGGAUAUCGGGACUGAAGCAGAGGUAGUCCCAUGUUGCAGCUUCUCCAAACCUACCUACUGCUGCUCCUAGCGUGCCAUUCUGGGUUCAUUCCAUGGCUUCAUAAUCAUGGUAGAAUGAGGAAUAUGCCAAGGUUUCCUUACCCAUGUUUGACCUGAUGCCAUGAGACUGUAGUCAAUGCUGAGGGUUACUGCCUUCAUACAAUUGUGCCACCCCUUUGAGAAGUCAGCCUUGCCAGCUAUACAGGACAUACCCAAGGACUGUGAUCGAGAUGUCUGGCAUAUUGUCUAAAAGAUGCCCAAGAAAAUGAUGUUCUCCAAAGAAGCUAAGGAUGGACACGACCUGAAUGGAUUUGAAAUGUAUACCUUCCACUGUGUGACCGUUUUCUGCUUUUCCUGAGAAGCAAUGAACUGCAGAUAGUGACUUUGGAGAAAUGUCGAUGACAACAGAGUGCACGGCAGAAGUGAUGCCAUCACAAAAUGCCAGUCGCUACUUCAGCUACACACUGGAAAGCCACACGGUGGAGGCCUUUAAAAUAAUGAAUGAAAUACGCUUAAAUAAGCAACUCUGUGAUGUGACACUCAGGGUGAAGCACAAUACUCUGGAAGAAGAGUUUGUUGCACACAAGAUUGUUCUCGCCUCUUGUAGCCCUGUUUUCAAGGCCAUGUUUACCAAUGGCUUGAAAGAAUGUGGAAUGGAGGUCAUACCUAUUGAGGGUGUUCACCCUAAAGUAAUGCAGCGUUUAAUUGAGUUUGCAUACACAGCCAGUAUUACAGUGGGAGAGAAAUGUGUACUGCACGUUAUGAAUGGAGCAGUUAUGUACCAGAUAGAUAGUGUUGUUAAAGCAUGCUGCAAAUUCCUGGUGGAGCAAUUGGAUCCAAGUAAUGCCAUUGGUAUCGCUUCAUUUGCUGAGCAAAUUGGCUGCAGUGAGUUGAGUCAAAAAUCCAGAGAGUAUAUAUACCUGCACUUUAGUGAGGUAGCAAAACAAGAGGAGUUCUUCAACCUCACACAGUGCCAAUUGGUCAGCCUGAUCAGCCGUGAUGAGUUGAACGUGCGCAGUGAAUCUGAAGUCUAUCAUGCUUGUAUAGAGUGGGUGAAAUAUGAUCCAGAGAACAGGCAUCCAUACGUUCAUGCAUUACUGAAUGCGGUAAGGUGCCAUUCUCUGACCCCAAACUUCCUGAAAACUCAACUGCAGAAGUGCGAAAUACUCCAAAUGGAUUCCAAGUGUAAAGAUUAUCUUGUGGAAGUCUUUAAGGAGCUGACAUUGCACAAACCAACCAAGGCAUGCCCCUGCAGGUCUCCAAAUGUUCCUCAAUUAAUGUACACAGCAGGAGGCUAUUACAGGCAGUCACUGAAUUUUCUGGAAGCCUAUAAUCCUCUGGAGAACUGUUGGAUCCGACUGACAGACAUGCCAAUGCCUCGAAGUGGUUUAGCUGCGUGUACAGUGCAUGGACUUCUGUAUGCAGUAGGUGGAAGAAACAAUUCGCCAGAUGGUAACACUGAUUCGUCUGCUUUGGAUUGUUACAAUCCCAUGAACAAUCAGUGGUCCCCCUGCACACCAAUGAAUGUUCCUAGGAACAGAGUAGGAGGAGGAGUGAUUGAUGGAAUGAUCUAUGCCGUUGGUGGAUCUGAAGGCUGCAUCCAUCACAGUUCUGUGGAAAGGUAUGAUCCAGAAAAGGACCAGUGGGAGUUUGUGGCUUCAAUGUCAACCAGUAGAAUUGGUGUCGGUGUUGCAAUUGUAAAUCGCCUUCUAUAUGCAGUCGGUGGCUUUGAUGGAACAAAUCGCCUCAAUUCGGCAGAAUGCUAUCAUCCUGAAGAUAAUAGGUGGACUACCAUUGCAUCAAUGAACACUGUUAGGAGUGGAGCAGGUAUCUGUGCACUAAAAAACUCUGUGUACGCAAUCGGUGGAUAUGAUGGUGUAAAUCAGCUGAACAGUGUGGAGCGAUAUGAUGUCGAAUUGGACAAAUGGACAUGUUUAGUGCCAAUGAAACAUAAACGCAGUGCUCUUGGAGUAACUGUCUAUCAGGGCAAAAUUUAUGUACUUGGUGGCUAUGAUGGACAAGAUUUCCUCAGUAGUGUGGAAUGCUUCGAUCCGGACACUGGCCAAUGGACAGAAGUGACACAAAUGACCUCUGGGAGGAGUGGUGUAGGUGUUGCUGUCACAAUAGAACCGUGCAAUUUGGCUCAGUGCUAAUGUUCCUGAUCUCUGGAUCAACCUCAAUCUUAAUAGUUCUCUUGGACUUUCUGCUGUGAUCACCUUUUUUUUAAAAGACUUUACCAGCACUUUAGUGCAAAUCCCAUUUUCAAAUAUGGAGAGCUUUUUGCACUUGUUUUUUCUGUAAAUCAGAAGAAAAUUUAUAUAAACUCUGACAAUUUGACAUUUGAUAACUAAUAAGGAACAUAAAUUCUGAACCGCACAACCAAUCCAAUUAGAGAUCUUAAUGAAUACUUGUUAGAUAUUCACAGGUGGGUUUGUGUUGCAGGGCUUGUCUUGCUCACCAAUCUGAAAUCUACAGUGUUUAUCACCUAUUCCCAAAGACAAUUUCCCUGUUCUAAUGAGGAUGGCAUCUUGUAACAAUAUGCUAAUUACCUAAAUUAAUUAACUUUGAUAUUUGCAAUUACCCACUUCUUGAACAGCAUGCACUAAAUAACCGUAAUAGACGGGCAUAUGGUAGUAAAUUGAAGCAGGAGCCUGACUGCUCCACGUAUGAGUGCAGAAUCCAGGUCGGAUUACAUUAGCUGCACAGAGUUAGAGGAGGAGCAGGGGGAUGGGCACUAGAGCGAACAUCCAUUUAAAAGAUUUUCUCUUUGCUCACUACAUCUGUUUUCUCUUGUGCUCUGUUGAGAAGGGGAAGUGUAAUUUAACUGCGACUGUUUCCCAGUGCCAUACCACUUUAUUUUGCACUAGUACUUGGGUAAAAACAUCCUUAAAAAAAAUAAUUGAAUCCAUUCUAACAAAAUGAACAUCAUUGACUUAAUUUCUAAGACAGUAUUUUUAAUAAAAUAUGUUCAUUUUAAUAAAUGUUGUAUUUAAUAAAUUC